AUGUCACUAUUGCAGAACGAGGAGUUCGUUCUGUAUCAGCUUAGGACAGCGUACCUCUCGUGCAUCAAAGACGGCGUUGGGGAACGACUGAUCAACGUCAACACAUCUGUCCUCAACAACCCUGCGUUCCGAGCGGCAGGAUGGGUACCCAGUGCCGCAGAUAUCAAGCGCACAUACUCUCCACCGAUACCGACAGCGGUAGCAUCCGAGUACUUCCAGGCUCCACGGUCAGCGGGUCUACCGGGGACAAGUUUUGGGGACGAUGACGACGAAGGCGGGAUGGUCACUGGAGGGGGAGGAAGCAAUGAUACUGUCGGUCCGGCAUUGAACACGAAGAGAAGACGACGGAAAGAGCAAUUAGGGGAGGACGACAGCAGCGACCUCAGCGAUGAAAGUGACGAUGAUUUCGAGGCCGCGCAAAGGGCAGCGCAGCAAAUCAGGUUCAACAAGAUGCCAGUGCGUACGCGUGCGGGUUCAUCUCCAUUGAGAAGCUCAAACCUGAAGGAUGGGCCCGCUUUGUUGGUCACGUCACCCUCACGGCCUCCUGAAAGCAACCAGCUACGGCGUGGUUCAUUGGGAGCGGUUGAGGCUUUCAAACAGCGCGCCCGCAGAGACACGACUACGAGCAGCGAGAUGUCGUCGGAAAACGAGCUGGAUCCAUCGCUCUUCAAGAGGAAGCAGGUUAAUCCACAACGAGCGGCUCAGGCAAGCCACUUGCUUUCUCAAAGGAUUCAAGAGGAUGAGCGGGAGAAUGAGACCUUCCCGCUCGAAGCUGAUCCAGGCGCUGAAUCUGACGACAGCACACUGUCGUCGGAGUUUGCUGGAACGGCUGAUUCUGAGUCUCUACUUGGGAGGGCCCAUAGGGAUGUAGCCGAUUCCUCCCUUCCUCUUCGUGGGGCUCCAAUACCACCUGCCAUGAGUCCUCAGAAGACCUCCCCAAAGAAGUCAAGACCAGCACCGGCUACGCUGCAGGCUUUGCCUCCCCCAAGACCUAUCAGCGUCAUUCAGCCAGUUAGUGCACUCACUCUUGCCCUAAAGGCCAAAGAUAGGAAGCCAGUAGACCCAUUUGAGCGUUUUGCAACGCUCUCAGGCAAGGGCGAUCCGAAUCCGCUCUACAUAAGGGUUUACGCGCCAUUUUCAACAAAGCCCACGAAACCAUAUGAGAUGCUCGUCCUGCGAGCCACGAUCGGCGGAGCUAAAGUUACGGUGGCGGAAGCUAUCGGACUAGCUCUGUACAGAUACGGCGAGGAGAAAUCUGAACCUGCUAUCGAAGGCACUCAGAAAAACGUAAACCGAUGGAACUUCAGGAUGAUUGAGGAUGAUGAGGUCGACUAUGACUUUCCAGCCUUGACGCGGAACAGACCUUUUACAGACUUUACGUCCAACAACAACCGUGGCACUCGCGGGCGAUCCCGGGAGAAACCCUGGGACGAGUUUGCGCUCGUCGAGGCGUCUGAGAAGGAGUUUAGAGAGAACGAGGCGCUCACCCCCGAGUACAGCAAAGAAGCUGCGGCUAUACAAGAGAACGCGCAAACCGACACGGCGGCGCCAGUACAGCCGGAGCCAAUAUCACGGCCUCCGCCACCGCCCGGUCCGUCUGUAUCUUUCCACAAUCCUAUCACCGGCCCGAGCUUCGCUCCUACAGCUCCCCGAAAAGAUGGCACCAACCUCCUGGACGCUCCCGCUCCACAGACCUCGCAUGCAACACCUCGCACCGGUGCACCCAGAACCCUGACUGUUCGGUUCAUGAAUGAUGACUUCGUAACGCGAACCACGAAGAUUGAAGCUACGACAGACACUUACAUCGCCGAAGUCUUCUCACAAGCGUGCAAAGUCCUCGGCGUCGAUCCUGCUAUGUUCGUUCUCAAGGUCUCGGGCACCAAUACCGUCGCGCCCUCCGAUAGGACCGUGGAAGCACUGGGUGACCGGCUCACACUCGACUUCCAGAGGCGGCGGUUCGUAGGCGAUGGCGUCAUAGGUAUAGCAGGCUCACCCGGAAGCUCAUCGCCAAACGCACCUCUGCUCAUCUCCUCCGGCGGCACGCCCAAGAAGGGCAAGAAAGGCCCAGCCGCCCUGCUCCAUCCUCUCGCUCAGAAACAAGACCUCUUCGUGGCGCUCAAUACAGCCAGCUACAAGCGCUACGCCGUGACCCGCAAGCAACCCAUGUCCUUCUCCUCUUCCUCUUCGCGCAUCCUAGCGCUUGAUGGAGAGUACAUGCACAUCAUGCCCGCGGAGAACCACCCGAACACCACGAACAAGAUCUUCGAGGCGCCGGCUAAGACCACAACCGUGCCGUUCUCGAGUAUUGUGGGUAGUAAGGUGUCGAGGAGGCAUCCGAGGAUGUUUAGAGUUGUGGUGUUUAAGGAAAGGGAGACGAAGAGGUAUGACUUUGAGGCAUCGAGUCAGGCGGAGGCGGCGGAGAUUGUGAGGGAGAUUAAGAAAGGGGUUGAGAGGUUUAACGAGGGCGUCGUCUAA
Molecule: messenger RNA, 2475 nt
Organism: Coniosporium apollinis CBS 100218
Lineage: Eukaryota; Fungi; Ascomycota; Dothideomycetes
Exons: 2
Coding region: 1-2475 (824 amino acids)
Biological process (GO): TORC2 signaling
Cellular component (GO): cytoplasm; plasma membrane; TORC2 complex
Molecular function (GO): phosphatidylinositol-4,5-bisphosphate binding
Source: RefSeq, a predicted model, not a curated record